Harmonia axyridis is the source of this 1111-nucleotide messenger RNA. Its product is annotated as cytochrome b-c1 complex subunit Rieske, mitochondrial-like. The record is from RefSeq and is a predicted model, not a curated record. Lineage: Eukaryota; Metazoa; Arthropoda; Insecta; Coleoptera; Coccinellidae. The coding region runs from base 50 to 955 and encodes 301 amino acids. Gene Ontology annotation, molecular function: 2 iron, 2 sulfur cluster binding; quinol-cytochrome-c reductase activity. Gene Ontology annotation, cellular component: membrane. Gene Ontology annotation, biological process: mitochondrial electron transport, ubiquinol to cytochrome c. The transcript has 3 exons.
UUUAUUAUGUAAGCCGAUAUAUUUUGGUAGUUCAAAGUACUUGAAAUCUAUGAUCAAUAAAAUUGUGUCUUGUCAGUUUGUCAUUCAUUUGUCAUUUAAUAGUUCUGUGGAUGGUCAAUAUUCACAGAUUAGAUCACCUGUAAAAUAUUUAUACAAUCCCACAAUGUUGAAGCCUAACGUAUCCUCCUAUUUGAAAAGUGCAAGCCAGGUGGUCUCUAACAAUUUAAAAAAGGGAGGAUCCAAUGCUAUCGUCUCUAAAAAAGCUACAACCUUACCAUCCAAAGGUUUUAAUUUGGGGAAUGUACUACUUGAUGGAAACGUUGCCGUUACCUGCGGCCCAACUAUGUCAUCGCAACUACGUUGGGCUCACACUGAUAUAAAAGUUCCAGAUUUCACUGAUUACAGAAGGUCCUCUACGAAAGAUCCUAAUGUAAAAAGUGAAAACUCUGAAGUAUCUAGAAAAAACUUCACCUAUUUGAUAGCAGGAGCUGCCGCAGUCUCUGGAGCAUAUUCUGCUAAAGCUGUAGUAACUCAAUUCGUAUCAACGAUGAGUGCUUCAGCCGAUGUAUUGGCCUUGGCAAAGAUAGAAAUCAAGUUGUCAGAUAUACCUGAGGGAAAAUCAGUUACUUUUAAAUGGAGAGGUAAACCACUUUUCGUGAGGCAUAGAACAGGUUCCGAAAUAUCAGCUGAACAAAGUGUUACUGUAAAUUCUCUUAGAGACCCACAACACGAUAAUGAUAGAGUUAAGAGACCUGAAUGGUUGGUUGUUCUUGGGGUAUGUACCCACUUAGGAUGUGUACCUAUUGCCAACUCUGGUGAUUUUGGAGGCUACUACUGUCCCUGUCACGGAUCCCAUUAUGAUGCUUCUGGACGUAUUAGAAAAGGCCCAGCACCUUUAAAUUUGGAAGUUCCUGAGCAUGAUUUUCCAGAUGAAAACACUUUAGUUGUUGGUUAGAUCUAGUUAUAUUUCAAAACAUAUAAUGCUAUUUAUUCAAUUUUUACAAUUGAAAUACUGUCUAAGCAGAAAUUCCUGACUUGUGAAUACUAAAUACAGUUUCAGUUUUUAAAAUGCAUAUAUAGGAAAACAAUAAACUGGAUUUAAACUUGAAAA